AUGGAAAAUCUUCCUGAAUACGUACAAUCGCUGCUGCUCCACCCCACGGUUCAACAACUGGCCUCCUCUCCAUUAGCAUCUGGUUUCGCCAACAUCCACGCGACAUACCUCAACCCAUCUCUUGCCCAUCUGAGAGAAUCCUACCUUAACCCGACUCUCGCCCAUCUGCGCUUGACCUACCUAGAACCCUACGUUGUGCAGCCGCUGGCGCACGUUCUCGCCACAAUGCCAGAUCUUGCCUCAGUAAUGGCCAUAUUCUUGGUACUCUUCCUCUCGUUGAAGAUUCUUGAUUAUACACGUCGCGCAGUGAUGUGGUGGGUGUGGACAAUAAUCUGGGCGGCCAAGUGGGCAACUAUCCUUGGUGCUGCAGGAUACAUCUAUCUUUCGGGUUGGGAGAAGGUGGUACAAGACCUAGGCUACGCUUUUAACUUUAUUUCGGGGCUGCUGGAGCAGUACGGCCAUACCCUUGAGUCGGCGGCGCGAGACGGGCACCGUCCUCGCGGAGGAUCGUGGCGGGGUGAUGAACUAUGA
Messenger RNA from Aspergillus nidulans FGSC A4, 531 nucleotides. Its product is annotated as Apq12 family protein. Lineage: Eukaryota; Fungi; Ascomycota; Eurotiomycetes; Eurotiales; Aspergillaceae. The transcript is spliced from 2 exons. The record is from RefSeq and is a predicted model, not a curated record. The coding region runs from base 1 to 531 and encodes 176 amino acids.